UUCUCUUGUUUCGCGUCCUAUCCUUAAGACUUAAGACACCAGCAAUGGCGAAGACGGCUGUAUCUCGGUUUGCUACGAUUAUUAGACUUAUUCGAUUCUGUGUUAAGAUCUGUGGCACCGAUGUCUCCAACCCUAACUAUCGUAUGUGGGCCUGGACUUAUCUCAUCACUGUCACCAUAUUCGCAUACUUUGGGUUCACCGGAUACACAGUGUAUAGGGCUGUGCAGGAGAGGGAUUUCACGACCAUUUUGCUUGCGAUUGCCACGGUUGGUUCGGGCGCUCAGGGCCUGGUAAAGCUGGUGUGCUGCGUGGGUAAUGCUACGUUAGUACGAAAUAUACAACUCACCUACGAGUCCAUGUACAGGGAGUACGAGGACAGAAGUCGCGUAUACUCCAAGUAUCUGCACCAGCGCAUCAAUAACUUCUAUUACCUUGUGCUGGGCUUCGUCUUUCUCUACACGACUACGGUCAUCAUAAUGAUCUGCUUUCCCCUGUUCGAGCUCGUCGUCUACAACAAGAAAGCCAUGAUCUUGCACUUCCUGAUACCAGGCAUCGAUCACAAAUCCGACACUGGAUAUGUGAUUAUGUUUGGCAUCCACUCCACGUUCUUGUUCUUGGGCGCAUUUGGCAACUUUGGCGGCGACAUGUAUCUAUUUUUAUUCAUUAUCAAUAUACCGCUGCUGAAGGACAUAUUCAAAGAGAAGUUCAACGAGCUCAACGAGCUGGUCGUGCAGCCAGACAAGUAUAAGGAGAUGCAUGCAAAGCUCUGGGAUCUGCUGGACUGGCAUCAGAAGUACGCGACAAUACUGCGAGGAACAAAGAAAAUAUACACGGCUGUCAUGUUUGUCGAGCUCAUAUCAACUUGCUUCGGCAUUCUGUGCACUAUCUCCUGCAUCUUCAUGAAAAACUGGCCCACAGCGCCAUUCUACUUACUAUAUUGCUUCAUAGUGCUCUACACCUUUUGCGGUCUGGGCACCAUUGUAGAAACCACGAAUGAACAAUUCACAAAUGAAAUUUACUCGAACUGCUUGUGGUACGAGCUGCCGGUGAGGGAGCAGAAGCUCGUCAUUCUCAUGCUGGCCAAGUCCCAGGACGAACGCUCCCUAACUGCGGCGGACAUGCUCCCACUGUCGAUGACAACUGCUCUACAAUUGACCAAGGCCAUCUACAGCUUCAGCAUGAUGAUGAUUACAUACUUGGACUACGAGAUAUAAAAGAGAGAUUGUCAGUCGUUGAUGAGCGAGAAAGUCGCUCUUAAUACAUUAUUCCUCUGCA
Messenger RNA from Drosophila navojoa, 1275 nucleotides. RefSeq names its product Odorant receptor 67d (gene Or67d). Gene Ontology annotation, cellular component: plasma membrane. Gene Ontology annotation, biological process: sensory perception of smell; detection of chemical stimulus involved in sensory perception of smell. Gene Ontology annotation, molecular function: olfactory receptor activity; odorant binding. NCBI's taxonomy places the organism in Eukaryota, Metazoa, Arthropoda, Insecta, Diptera, Drosophilidae. The record is from RefSeq and is a predicted model, not a curated record.